Molecule: messenger RNA, 9991 nt
Organism: Ruditapes philippinarum (Manila clam)
Lineage: Eukaryota; Metazoa; Mollusca; Bivalvia; Venerida; Veneridae
Product: TLC domain-containing protein 2-like
Exons: 5
Coding region: 164-1000 (278 amino acids)
Biological process (GO): plasma membrane organization; regulation of membrane lipid distribution; membrane assembly
Cellular component (GO): plasma membrane
Source: RefSeq, a predicted model, not a curated record
AGUUUGUAAAUAUUACGCUAACACCUUCACAACAAAAAUUCUAAUUUGUUUUUUAUAUUAUGUAACUUUAAAAAAAACUCACAACACAGUAAUGUUGAGAUUUGUUGUGGAAGAAUAAACUUCUAUUUCUUUGAAAUUUCAUUUCUGUGGAAACAGAAUAAAAAUGGAAUCUAAAGGUGGUACCUUUGAGUUUGACCCAUACACAUACAAAGGAUCGCCAAAUGUUGAGUUAUCAGAUGGCUAUACUACCGUUGUUAUCAGCUUCUUUGUUUUCCUUGCAAUCAACCUGGCAGCCGUCAAAAUUGGCCCACCAAAGAACUUUACAGGAGAUGUGUGGCGAUGGAGGAAUACUUUCGUAUCUUGGCUACACGCAGACAUUGUGGGCGUUGGAGUACUUUACUGUUUGUUGUUUAAACCAGAAAUUUCAACAGAUUUGAUACUAUACUGUGACACUUAUAUAUACACCUUAUUAUCCUUCUCUAUGGGAUAUUUUGUGUAUGAUGUAUUUGAUCAUGCUGUCAAUAACAAACUGGUUAGUAACUAUGAGGUGAUUCUACAUCAUAUUGGGGUUGUAUGGUCAUUCGGUUACAACAUACAAUACAAGGUGAAUGUUCCUUACACGAUCAUAGCCCUAAUGACAGAAAUCAACAGUAUAUUCCUGCAUGCCCGUAAACUUAUGCAGUUUGACAAAUGGCCGUUUGACCACUGGUUGUAUAAGAUGGUAGUAUGGCUGAACUUCAUCACGUUUAUAAGAUUCCGGAUAUGGGGCGUCAUUCUGAUUGGUUGGGGUAUCUAUACUGAAUGGGAUAGACUGACACUUGUGUACCAUAUAUUUAUUGUUAGUACAAUGUUUGUCAUGUAUCUUAUAAACCCGAUUUUGUUUUGGAGACUUUUGAAAAAUGACAUUUUACGACAAUUUCGCUCAAAAGAUAAAAAUGAAAAGUUGUCAAUGAAUGGAAAUCAUGGUAAAAUUGUAAAUGGAGAAUGUCACCAGACAUAGUGAAUAGUAAAUGUCACCAGGUCAAGUUUAAUGAUGAAUGGCAUGUAGUUAAUGGUAAAUGUCACCAGGUCAAGUUUAAUGAUGAAUGGCAUGUAGUAAAUGGUAAAUGUCACCAGGUCAAGUUUAAUGAUGAAUGGCAUGUAGUAAAUGGUAAAUGUCACCAGGUCAAGUUUAAUGAUGAAUGGCAUGUAGUAAAUGGUAAAUGUCACCAGGUCAAGUUUAAUGAUGAAUGGCAUGUAGUUAAUGGUAAAUUUCACUAGAUAUUUAGUGGUAUAUGUAAGUGGUAUAUAAAUGUAUAUUACCAGACCUAGUUAAUAGUGAAUGUCACCAUUCUCUGUUUUAUAACGAAAUGGGAUUUUUAUAUGUAAACAUGUGAUUUCUGUUAAGAUACUUAAGUGAUAUAAAACCAUUGGUAUGUUAAUAUUCAUAUAGAUUUAGACACAUUAUAUGGCCUAGCAUGGUUGUAAGCUUAUAAAGCCCAAACAGCUACGUGAGGGUUAUAUGAUUUGAACAACCUUUCAUACAUGUCCAUAGAAUUAUUUUUUUAUGUCUUAAAGUGGAUUGGUCUACAAAAGGCACAUUUUUUCCAUUAGUGUUUCAAAUAUUGAUAAAAAAAACAAAAGAAAUGUGUCAUUCUGAUAGUCUUGUAAAGUAUUGCAGGGAAUAAAUGUUCAUAGAUUUGCAAGUGAUUGAGUAUGAGUAUUCAUGAAAUGAAUAAUAAUAUUCUGGUCAAGAAAUACUUUAUUGUCUGCUAUGUAAAGAUAUGUAAUUUCGGAUCAUAAAUCUUGAACUUGCAAACGAAAUCUAUAUAAAAUUAUUUUGUGGUUUGUUGUUAUGUCAGAUACUAAAUUGUAUCAAAGUAAUUACUAGUAUUUAUUGUAUUACAAACCUUCCAUUAUAGAGCAGUUCACUUAAAUAACUAUUAUGUUUUUACUGCAUAGUGGUUGUUUUAGUUUUACUAGGGUGUCCUAACUCAAAAUAAAGCAUGGAGAUAUACCCAAAUUCUUCCCCUCCAGAAAAGUUAGAAAAUCACAAGCAGUGUUUGUGUGACUUGAAACCAAUGAAAACUGACAUGUUAUAUUUGAGCCGUGUCAUGACAAAACCAACAUAGUACAUUGCGACCAGCAUGAUUUGAUUUGAGCUAGAUUUGAGUGAAAAGCAUUGUAACGCUUCUCAAUUUUGGUUCACUUUCCACAAUUAGAAUAAUUAUUCUGGAAAAACGAAGAAAGCAAAUGAUCUGAAAUUUUGCACACAAGUUAUUGGUCUAGACCUACAUCAGAUGGAACAUUUAUCUUAAAAAAUAUAUUUCCAGUCCAGUCAUGUCAAAAAAAUAACUCAGUAAAGAAGAGUUAGGAUUACAGUUAUAAUUUAUAAAAUUGAUAUUCAAAUUUAUUUCAAAACAAACUGAUUUUUUUUUCAGCCAUUCAAAUAUGUAAUUUUUGGCCUAAUCAUUUAAUUAUGUAGUAGAUAUAAGCCGAAAACUGUCCAAUAUGUCAAAUAUUGAAUUUCAUGAGGCGCGUAGCGCCGAGGGGAAUUCAAUAUUUUACUUAUUGGUCAGUUUGAGGCUUAUAUCUUACUUAAAUUACUACUUUUACUAUCAAAUAUCAUGUUAUCCAUCGAAAAAUUAGACAUUAUGUUUCUUGUGCUAAAAAUGUACAAUUUUAUGCUUUAGUAAUUAUUUAAUCUUACCUGCAAAACCCUAUAGAGAGCCUCCAAAAUAACAAAAUGUCCGAAGCAUGAAAAUUUCGUGUUUUGAAAUAAGACCAAUUAUGUACAAAUGUUGGAUUACACACAUACAGUUACAUAAAUUUGUACAUUCGAGAUUUUUACAAGAAAUAGUAAAAAUAAAAGUUUUCAAAUUUGUGUUAAAUCUUGGAUAUUUUGAAUGCUUGACUGAGAUGACUUUAUGGAUUCUUAUUUUCUCUAUUUUAUUACUUUUAGGAAGGAUUUUUACUGACCAUUAAGUGUUAAAAAUGAUAUUUUUAUUUUUCAUAUGACAACAGCUAUCACAGAUGUAAAAUGUUGUGUUAAAAUGACCAUUAGGGUUAAUUUUGGAUAUUUACGCAACGAAAUGAGAUUUUCUUAUUUUUUGAAUUGAUAUUUGUCAUACCACAGGGGUCUUGAAUCGUUUAUAUAAGUCAAACAUAUAUGCAAUCAAAAAUAACAGAUUUUGUUUUGAAAAGAUGAAUUUAUUUUCUCUAUAAUUUCAUCUAUCUGAAAAGCUGAUCAUUACACUUAUUUGAAAAGUUGACCUUACUGAAACAGUACGUACAUACAAUGAAUCAAAUCAAGUAUAAUUGUCAAUUAAAAUACAUGUAAAAAGAAAAAACGGACAAUAGGCAAGAAUUAACAAUCCCAUUAAAAUCAUAUCUUAACUGACUUUCACUACGGAAGCGUAAACAGUAUAAAAUAAUUUUAAGAGCUUGGAGAUCGAAAACCAGUAGGCUUGAAAAUAGAAUUCGUGAAAUGAGCAAUGAAAUCAUGGACAGAUAACAAAUUAUUGUUCUUUUAGUAAAAUUCUGUAAAAUACGUAAUGGGCAAAGGAAAAACGUUGCAUUACUCGUGUUAACUUACAUUUUAUUUAAUAUUUUAUUCUUUCUUUAAUUUUGAUGAUUUUCCACAAAAUCCUGUGGUCAUUGAAGCUUCUUUCAUUAUAAUGUGUUACACAAUAUAAUUGGACUUACACGUUAAUAUUGGACACCUACCUGUACUGUAUUAAAAAUACAGUACGUUCAGAACAAAGGAAUGACGUCACAGAAGUAAUUUAAGAUGCCAUAUACUUAUUGAAUUUUUUUUGGUGAAAUUGAAUGUUGUAAUGAUUUUUAAAAUUGUAUAAGAUAUCUAUUUUUAUAAUACCUAAAAUGUACUUUUGUUGUGUAAUCUAUUUGAUAUUUAUUAUUACUAUAAUGGCCUGCUUUUCUAACAUUAUCUAAUCUUAUUUUUAUCUCUACUGUUACAAAUGAUAUAUUUUAAUUUAAGUAUGUAUUAUUGUACUUCUGUAGAAUUAUUUUAAUUAUUUCCUAUGUUUUGUUUUUAAAUAUUUAAAAGAAAUAAAAACAAACAAAUACAUUUGACCCUAUCCGUGCUAAAUGGAUUAAAGCAUAUACAAAAUUAUUUUAUCAUUUUGAAGAAAAUAUGAAAAUUAUGUACAGACUUAGAAGUGAAUAGUGCAAGUCAUGAUAACAUAGAACAAGUAAAAUUUAUUGCCACCAUUUUGCAGUUAUCAAUUUUACCUAUAAUACAAGUGCAGACCAUACUUUCCAAUCAUGGUCUUCACUGUCCACUAUUCAGUCAGUACAUAUUUUGAAAUUUCCCCCGCAAAUGAUGAAUGGUUCAGUCCAGAUUGAAAUAUGGGCCAGUCCAUUUAAGAUAUUUAGUGGGAUAAGGGUUAAGGGUCAUAUUAAGUUCACUUCUAUGGCUAACAAAUAUGUAGAGUUUUUACCAUACAUGAUUGUGUGAUAUUAUCAGAAAUUUGAGAUAAUUUUUAUAUCCUGUAAAUUUUGCCAAAGUUUAUUUAUUUGUUCUUUGGAAAUCAAUUAAUUCAGUGAUUAGUUAAACCAAUUAAUUUAAUGAUUAGUUAAACCAAUCAAUUUAGUUAUUAGUUAAACCAAUUUUUUUAAUCAUAAGUUGAUAUCAUGGUAACUAGUUACACAUACUAUGUACUCUUAAGUGAACUUCAUGAAUGUGUUCAUUCUCAUUUUAUGUAUAAAUAAUCAAAAUCAUUUUUCCUGUCCGCCAAUUUUUGUUUGAAAUCUUAUAAAGUUGAUACAGCUAUUAUUUCUUGCGUAAUAUUCAAUCUUUGGUGUAUAGCUAUAUUUUCAAUGCAGUUUAGCUAUAAUUUUUUGCCAAUAAUCUUAAUUUUGUUCAAAUAAUAUUUCUGUUCUGAAUAAUCAGUACUGUGUAUAACUGCUUUUUUAGCUCACCUAAGCACAAAAUCUUCAAGGUGAGCUUUUGUGAUCACAAUUUAUCCGGAGUCAAUCGUUCAUCAGUGCGUCUGUUGUCAACUUUUUUCAAACAACUUCUGCUCUUAAAUCAUUAGGUCAAAUUUUAUGGUAUUUCCCUGGGAUGUUCCUGGCAUAAAGUUAAUAAUAAUAAAGACUUAAACAUAGUUAGGCAUGCUCAGUCUUCCCUAUGAGCCUCUAUCAAAUAUACAAAUGUACAUAAUGUAAAUAUUUACAAACAAAACAAAUUUACAAAUACAAUGUAGUUAAGAAACAUAUAAAAUGAAAAUCUUUAGAAAAAACAUUAUAUAAAAAUAUAAACAUUGCAAGUAAGAUAUCCAUUUAUCAUUUUAUAUGUGGAGCCUUGCUAAUCCGAACCCUUCAAAUCCGGAAUCCUUUCUUUUCCGAACAAAGUGUCCGGUCCCGAUUUUAUUCAUUCUAUUUUCAAUACUAAAAAACCUUUCGGAUCCGGAACCUGUCUACUCCGAAUUCCGGACGAUUUUUUCAAUUUUUGUUCUUAUUUUACUCUAAAAUUUACCUCUCGGAUCCGAACAGAUUUUGCCAAAUGUCACACUUUCAUUCAAAAUAACAAAUAAUCGCUCAUCUUGCAGGUGUAAACAUAAACCAAACUGAUAACGAUAGACAAAUGCUGGUACAAAUAUCUUAUCAUGUCUCGGCCUUCUGUUUAACAUCGUAGGUUAACUUACCCCUGAAGACAUAAUAUUUUUGCUUAUUCAUUUAUUUUAUUUCUUUAUUUAUGUAUUCAUGGAAUUUUUCUUAAAUGUAUAUUUAUAUUGUAAAAAUUUAUAAUGAUUACUAAAGUCAGGUGAGCGAUAAAAGGGCCAUUAUGGCCCUCUUGUUUUUUUUUUAGUUGUUCUUUUUUUGUCUGAAUAAUGUAGUGUUCUGGAAAUCACUUCUUGUUACAAAAACUAUUACGCAGCUAUUAUCUUUUCAAAACAAUUAGGUGUUGUACACAGCUAGUAGGCUAUUUCUUUCCAAAAUGUAGAGGUCCAAAUCAAAUUCUGAAUGAAAAAUUCCAAAACAAUUUGCUGGUUUAUACUGCUAUUAUUUCUUUCUUAAGCAAUUUGGUAUUGUACACAGUUAUCAUUUGAGCUGUGUCAUGACAAAACCAACAUAAUGGGUUUGCGACCAUCAUGGAUCCAGACCAGCCUGCGCAUCCGCACAGUCUGAUCAGGAUCCAUACUGUUCGCUAUCAGUCUCUCUACUUGUUAUAGGGUUUGUAAGCGAACAGCAUGGAUCCUGAUCAGACUGCGCGGAUGUGCAGGCUGGUCUGGAUCCAUGCUGGUCGCAAAUCCAUUGUGUUGGUUUUGUCAUGACACGGCUCAUUUGUUUACUAAUAUGGUGCUGUCAGCAAUUAUUUCUUGCCUUAAUCAUUUUGAUGUUGUUUGCAGUUUUUAUUUUGAUAAUUUAUUUCUUCUCCUUAUAAUUUUGGUGUUGUGCUACAAUUGUUUCCUGUUUAAAGAAUUAAAUGGUUGAUGUGACUAUUAUUUUAUUACCCAGUUAUGUGGUAGUAAAGGAGUACAUCAUGUGCGAGUAUGAAAGUUUUAAUUCAGACAUAAAUUCAGACUUUGUGUUUUGUAGUUUGUUUAAAUGUGUUCAGUUUUUGCAAUGUUUGCUCUAUCAUUUUAUCAGUGAAGUGAUAUCAAGCUAGUCACAAUUUUGAACCAUUGUAUCUUCAAACAUACAAGCCUGUCUUUAAGAAUUAUGUUUUUGUUGCUUCUGUGACCUUAUGUCAAAGGUUGCUAAGGCAGACCUGAAUAAAAAAAAUAAUUCUAGUUUCCAUAAUGACUUUUUUUUUUAAUUUUCAAUAUAAUCUAGGUAUAAGCUAUUUAUCAUUGGUGACUGUGUUCAAAUUUUUUCACUAUCAGCUAACAGAUAUGUAAACAUGCUCAUUUUGUUAAUGAUAAUUCAGGCUUCCUUGAGUGAAUUAAUUUGUGUGUAUAUAUUUCAAUUAAUGCAAAGUAUAUGUAAUUUUUAAAGAUGAUUUUUGAUAUACCCCUCUGUGCCAAGCUUUCAAUCGCUAGAUUUGUAACAGUUUGAUGUGAAUUUCAUUCAUUGUUAGAUCUAUUUGGUAUCUUUGUAAAUCAAGAGUUACCUCCUCUUUUUCCAAAUAUCUUUGUAGUCAGUAGUUACCUCCCCUGUUAUAUGCAUUUUUUGAUAGCUCUUGUUAUAGAUUUAUUACCUCUUGUGUAUGUGUUUUAUAUUAUUGUGUGUGUUUUCAACAUUCCAUUAAACUUACUUUUUCAAUACACUGUUUAAAUUUUUGUUAAAGCAAGAUUUUUUAAGAAAAAAAAAGUAAUUUGUCUUUGAAAAUUUUCUGAUACAAAAAUCAAGUGAAAUAAUAAACAUCAGUGUGGCAGCUGUUAUGGUAUUUAUCUUAUACACAUGACUGAAAGCAGGAUAAUAUUUAUAAAAAAACUCACAAUAACACUGCUACAAAAAACAAAAAUCACAAAUCCACACAAUAACACUGCUACAAAAAACACAAAUCCACACAAUAACACUGCUACAAAAAACAAAAAUCACAAAUCCACACAAUAACACUGCUACAAAAAACAAAAAUCACAAAUCCACACAAUAACACUGCUACAAAAAACAAAAAUCACAAAUCCACACAAUAACACUGCUACAAAAAACAAAAAUCACAAAUCCACACAAUAACACUGCUACAAAAAACAAAAAUCACAAAUCCACACAAUAACACUGCUACAAAAAACAAAAAUCACAAAUCCACACUAUAACACUGCUACAAAAAACAAAAACCACAAAUCCACACAAUAACACUGCUACAAAUAACAAAAAUCACAAAUCCAAAAUAAGAACUAUUUAUUGUAAAAAGGAACCGCUUUUCUUAGACAUGUCUUGUGUAACACUAACAUUUAGCAUGUCUUUACACAAUGUAUGUAUUACAUGAAUGGUGUCAUAAAAUUUUAUGCAAGGCCAUGCAUUACUGUUUUUAUGGAGUUGCAAAAGUGGCAUGUGAUGAAUAUAUUAAUUAUUUUUAUCAUUAUUAAGAAAAAAAUUAGAACUGAUAGUAUGCAUAUUAUUAUUUAAGUUAUCAUAAUUAUAGCAUUACUGAAAAAUUUGUCACCAAAUCGUAUAUUCUUACCAUAAAUUAUACUGUGUUAUGCUUUAAAUUUGCGGUGUCAAAAUUUUGCAUUUUUUGUCCAAAAGUUGUAUUUUUUUACAUAUUUAUGAAUUUGUGUCAUAAUUAUGUUCAAAACUGGUUGCUGGGUAAAAUAAGAUAUUCACAGUUUUGAGCUUACAUAUUUAUAUACAAUAACUGUGAAUAGAAUUUGAUAUGUGAAUAAUAACAAAAAAAAAACAAGAAAAAAAAACACUAAUAAAACGAGUUCUACAGUAUGUAAAUGUACUACUUUCAGUAUGUUUUAUAAAUUUUGAUAUUUUAAGCCCAGUGAUUGAGGUGUGCAUGUGUCACUAUCCGAUUAUGUGGCCCCAGCUUUGCCGUGUGCAAAAUGCGCAGCGCUUAUAAGUUUGGGAACCACAUAAUCGGAUAGCUUCGUUCAUAGCCCAUUGAAUUUAUCGAAAGUUUUUGUCGUUGAAAAAAACGGCGAGAAUAUUGAUGUUUAUUUCGGCUGUUGCGUUGUUUAUAUUACCGUUGAAGUUUAAAAUUGACCAUCAUCGUGAAGAAUUAUAUCUUCUGUGUCGAUGGACCAAAGGAUUAUGUGAAAAUAUUGGAAAUGGAUUAAAAUACAUGGUGAUUAUGACGGUAGGGGUGCGGAUUUUUUCCGGCUAACAUUUUUAUCUUGUGUAUUAUUAUAGAUGUUGAAAUAUGAUUUUUUUUCAAAACGGAUAUAUUAAGAUUUUUUUAUAUAUAUGAUCAGUACAUGUCCUGGGAUUGACAAAUAUGCAUUUUAUUUGGAUUUUAAAGGCGUUUUGAGCUCCAAACCCCAAGCGUCUGUGUGACAGUCAUGUUUACUAUCAAAAUAUAAUAACAUUUCAAAAGGGCAGAUAGUCCUAAAAUUCAUUUUUGCAAAGUUAUGCCCCCUUUUUACUUAUUUUUUUCUUCCUAGGCCAAUUUCUCAAUAUGAAUAACAGUGGAAAGUUUAUCACUUCAAACUCUUUUCUCAGUUAUGACCCCUUUUUUACCUUUGAAUUUCUUGGUUAAAGAUACAUUUCUGAAAAAAGUAUCAAAAAUAUUCAUUUUAAAUUUGGGAGUAUUUGUUCACUAUGUAAAUUGAAAUGAAUUUCUACGUGGCAGAUCUUGCUAUUUGUGAGAUCUUACUUAUUUGUUAGUCUGGAGUGUUUUUGUUUUAUUUAUUUGUUAGAUUUAGUUUAGUAAUUUUUUUUUCAGUAAUGUAGAUUUUAUCAUUUACACAUUGAUAGGAAAUACAUUCAAUCUAUGAUGCCUAUGGUAUCAAAUUAGAAUUUCUUUAUAAACAUUUUCUUAAAGGUACAUCUCCAAAAAUCUGUAAAAAGAUUUUCAUUUCAAAGUGAAAAUACUUUUUUAUAAUUUGAAUGCUCAAAAGCAUUUUUGCUUAUUUUUCUCUUUUUGACACGGAAUAUUUUUUUUUUUUUAAAUAUUUUUAUCUGACUUGAAAUAUUUGCACAAAAUCAAGGGCAUGUAAGUCUGCCAAGCAUUUUUUUUAUCAGAAUUGUGCCUAUAUUUUCUAUGUUGCUUCAAUUACACUGUCCAGUUCUGAGAAAAUCAGAGCAUGUUGUCUUUAGACAGGUCUUGUUUGUAUUUUUCACUGCUUUUAUAUUAGAUGUUCUUUUCGUUUUGUCUUUUAAAUUACUAAAUACACCCUACAAGUCUUGUUAUUGUCAAUGUAGUAAUAUUUAUUACAGUGCUUCCUUAUUUAAUAUUGUUGUCAAAAUUAAGCCUAUUUUCAAUUUUUAAAAAGAAAAAUAAAGCCUACUUGUAAAAUGUAUUUUAAGUUGUACCCUAAUUUUUAUUAAAAAUAGAUAUUAUCCAUUUCAAUUUGUACAUGUUAAGAGAUUAUAAUUUAUUUUUAUUAUCAAUUAUUAUUACUAUAUACAAAAGAUUAAAUAUUAUAUAACCACAUUA